Trichoderma gamsii is the source of this 147-nucleotide messenger RNA. RefSeq lists its product as hypothetical. The record is from RefSeq and is a predicted model, not a curated record. NCBI's taxonomy places the organism in Eukaryota, Fungi, Ascomycota, Sordariomycetes, Hypocreales, Hypocreaceae. Bases 1 to 147 code for a protein of 48 amino acids. The transcript is spliced from 2 exons.
AUGACUGGCGGUACGAGCAAGAUACAUUUUACUAGGGCAGCAACAAAUUUCACAGCACCACAUCGCGGAAUACAGGACCUGUUUUGCCAACCGAAAGCGAAAAGAUACAUGUGCUCGAAAUAUCAAGCCACGCCGGCUGAUCCCUAA